CCGCAGAGCAUCUACCUAGGUACGCUACCCAUCCACUGAUCACAACCUGAGGCUCACCAACGCUCAUUGACAAUCCCUCAACCUCCAAAGCUGCUCGUCCGCAUCUUGCCAUCCAUACCACCACCCGCGUAAACAGUCGUCAUCUACGACAAUGUCGACGGCAGCCAGGCGUCGUUUGAUGCGUGACUUCAAGCGCAUGCAAACCGAUCCUCCAGCGGGCGUCUCGGCGUCUCCAGUGCCUGAUAACGUCAUGACAUGGAACGCAGUCAUCAUCGGUCCGGCGGACACCCCAUUUGAGGAUGGCACCUUCCGACUCGUCAUGCACUUCGAGGAGCAGUACCCAAACAAGCCACCCUCGGUCAAAUUCAUCAGCCAGAUGUUCCACCCCAAUGUAUACGCCACGGGCGAGCUGUGUCUGGAUAUCCUGCAAAAUCGUUGGAGCCCGACGUACGAUGUCGCUGCGGUGUUGACGAGCAUUCAGAGUCUUCUCAACGACCCAAACACUGGGUCGCCGGCGAAUGUCGAGGCAUCCAACCUGUACAAGGACAAUCGCAAGGAAUAUACCAAACGGGUCCGUGAAACGGUCGAGAAGAGCUGGGAGGAGUAGGCUGCUGCGGAGAGGGGAUUGCAUACAACCAGACAGUAUCAACCACGGGUGUUGGGAACAAAGGACACCAUCUUGGCGUAGGCGUUUUGGCUUGCUGUCACGGGUAUUAGGAGCCGUGGAUUUCCUCAUCAUUAAGGCGGGUUCGGCGUAUCCGGUCUUCUACAACUUCAUACCAGCUGCAAGGGUGUUGGAGCAGGUGGUUCCUACCCUCUGGCCUUUGGUGAGCCAGAGGGUGCUUCAGCAAAGGAUGGCAGAGGGGCACAUGCGUAUGUAAAUUCAUAUCCCACCCUCUUGGGAUGUAGGCAUCAAUCUGGAUCAUCAUACUUCCCC
Molecule: messenger RNA, 937 nt
Organism: Diaporthe batatas
Lineage: Eukaryota; Fungi; Ascomycota; Sordariomycetes; Diaporthales; Diaporthaceae
Product: E2 ubiquitin-conjugating protein RAD6
Exons: 3
Coding region: 152-607 (151 amino acids)
Biological process (GO): DNA repair; protein polyubiquitination; proteasome-mediated ubiquitin-dependent protein catabolic process
Cellular component (GO): HULC complex
Molecular function (GO): ubiquitin conjugating enzyme activity
Source: RefSeq, a predicted model, not a curated record